AUGUCGCAAACAUCAACAUAUACUCAAAUUGAACUGUGCACCCUCAAUGGCCCCGAAUACCGCCGCGUUUCUACCGCUCCGCCCCGCACCCCCACGGAGGAUGAGAUCCCCGUAAUCGAUCUGACAGCAAUCAACGGGACGCUGGAAGAAAGAAAAGAGCUAGCUGGGAGGAUUCGAGCAGCGGCAGAAAACAUCGGAUUCUUUUAUAUCAGCAAUCAUGGAAUACCAGAGGAAGUGAUACAGAAUGCGUUGGUCCAGGCAAAGGCGUUCUUUGGACAAUCCGAAGAAGACAAACAGAGGAUUUCAGAUGGGUAUUUUGGAGUGGGAACGACGCAGAUAAAUAAGUCGGAAACGAAGGAUCGCAAAGAAACCUUCUCCCUGCGCUAUCACCCCGAAAAUGAUCCCAUCGUAUCCAACCCAAAAGACCUGACCCACGACGAGCGAAAUUACACCCAGAAUCUCUGGAACGAAACGAACCAUCUGCCAGGAUUCCGCGAAGUGACGAUAGAUUUCUGGCAACGGAGGCUAACUCUCGCGCGAAAAAUGACUCGAAUUUUCGCGCUGGCGUUGAACCUCCCGGAAGACUACUUCGAUAACAUCAUUACGCAUCCGGGCGCUGAUGGCUUAUAUAUUCAUUACCCCGGUACACCCGCCACUAACCUCAACGAACAGCAGAGUGUAGAUAACGGAAUAGGCUCCCACACAGACAUCCAAUGCUUCACACUCUUAUGGCAGGACAUGUCCGGCGGGUUGCAGGUCCUAUCAGGCGACGACGAGUGGCUCGAUGCACGACCGAUCGAGGGAACUUUGGUAGUGAACAUCGGGGACUUCUUGCAGCGGCUGUCGAAUAAUCGGUUCAAGUCGACGGUUCAUCGGGUUUACAAUCGUCGCAGUACGUCGCGGUAUGCGAUGCCGUUCUUCGUGGGGUUUAAUCCCGAAGCAGUGUGCGAAGUUGUGUCGACUUGUGUGGAUGAUGAGCAUCCGGCCUUGUUUGAGCCGAUUUCGUGCGGAAAGUGGCAUCGCGAGAGACUCGAGUUGGCGAGGGGGAGGGCUGCUGCGGCUUAG
Messenger RNA from Aspergillus affinis, 1065 nucleotides. RefSeq names its product isopenicillin N synthase family dioxygenase. The coding region runs from base 1 to 1065 and encodes 354 amino acids. Lineage: Eukaryota; Fungi; Ascomycota; Eurotiomycetes; Eurotiales; Aspergillaceae. The transcript is spliced from 3 exons. The record is from RefSeq and is a predicted model, not a curated record.